Messenger RNA from Rubroshorea leprosula, 1144 nucleotides. Lineage: Eukaryota; Viridiplantae; Streptophyta; Magnoliopsida; Malvales; Dipterocarpaceae. The record is from the annotation of a GenBank genome assembly.
AUGAUUUUAUAUUUUAAGCAAGGGCAGCCAGCUCCUUGUUUCUCUAAGAGAAGUGAAGACUGCUUCCAUCUUGUGCCAUGACAAACAGAUUUGCUCCCUAAUUGUCUCCAUAAUUCUCCACAGCUCAUCUUAGGUUGCUCCGCAUACCUUGCAACUUCCAUGUUGCAAAUCAUGCUUCCUCCCCAGGGUUUGGAGUAUUAUGAAAGCAGUCUUAUGAAUGUGGAAUGAGUUCAAUGGUCCUCUUCGCAGAUCAGAUUCGCAAUCCUGAAAUCUUUUUCUUGCAGGCAUGGGUACCAAACUCGAAUUCACAAUAAAUCCAUUAGCAAAUUCCUCAAAGAGCAACAGCUUUACUCUGCACUGCGUGGAUGACUGGAGCAAUUUUAGUAAAACAGGGCUGAUACUCAAGGAGAGCUGUCAGAAUUCCAUGGAUAGGAACAGGAUGCUUGAGAGACACAACAUGGAGGACAUUAGAAGGACAAUACAAGAGCAGGAAGAUGUCUUCAAACACCAGGUGCGAGAACUCCACAGGCUGUAUAGUGUUCAGAGGAUGCUGAUGGAUGAAUUAAAGAUGGAAAUCAAAAAGAACAAAUUGUGGAAUCCGGGGACAAGUUCUGGCAUUAAUUUCCAUUUUCAAGGUCUGAAAGAUGAUCCAAGUUCCAGAGAGAGGAGUGGCAGUUGUUCUGGGGACACCAUGAGAAUGGUAAGCGGCUUUGAUCUGGAAAGGCCGGCGGUGGCAGGGGGACCGGAUGAAGAUAUGUCAGGUGAAGUCAGUGCCGUUGACGACCAAGCAGGGCCAAGACCUACAGAUUUUCACAGAAGUACCCAGAUGAGCCUUGACGACUCUGAUGAAGAAAAUGAGGUAGAGCUGACACUGAGCAUCGGCAACAGCUCCGGGAAGAAAAGGGCCAAAAAGUCCGAGAAGGGAAUCGUCAGGGAGGUGGAUUUUCCGGUGUCAUUGAAGUCAGAUAAAGAAGGGAAUUGCAGCGGUAUCACUACUCCAAGAAGCAGCUCUAGUGCGACAUUGGAUCAAGAAACAAAGCAGCCGCAUUGGCUUUUCCAAGGUUUAAGCAUAAACAGGACAUGAGGAACUCUCAUGGCUCAAUGACUUUUUCUAAUUUAGACGUAAUAAUUGUACAAUCCAAUC